Eupeodes corollae is the source of this 3883-nucleotide messenger RNA. RefSeq lists its product as uncharacterized. Gene Ontology annotation, molecular function: nucleic acid binding; zinc ion binding. The record is from RefSeq and is a predicted model, not a curated record. The transcript is spliced from 2 exons. Lineage: Eukaryota; Metazoa; Arthropoda; Insecta; Diptera; Syrphidae. Bases 2294 to 3883 code for a protein of 529 amino acids.
UCAGUAGAACUCCUUGUGGAAUUCCGCAUAUGCAUGCACACAUGAUCACCCUGUGAAAUUUUAAGUUCGAAUUGUCUGACGUAAUCAUGUCCGAAAAAAAAAAAAAAAAAAAAAAAACACCUGUUUGACCGGACAUCGGUCCAUUUUGUCGCUUGUCUCGUCCAGAGACUAUUAUCUUUAUUUCUUUUCUUUCGGUGACCACAAGCCAAUCGGACGUAAGUUCAACCAAACUUUCGAGGUAUUUUCAAGAAGUUCAAAUUUUUUUUUUGUAGUGAAUAAACUAGCCAAGAAAGGAAUUGAAAGAAUCAAAGCUAAAUACCAAGUUUCCUUAUCUUGGUAUAAAAUACAGUCAUAACUUGGUAAACAGAACAGAAAACGGGGUUUUUCCCACGCCUUCAUCGAGGAGAAGCCCAGUUAUAUACAUACCGGGAGCACCAAAUAAAAAUCAACUUACCACGACCGCUAAUCCAACAACUGUUUUUUUUUGCACUUGCAAACCAAGACGAAGAACGAGCUCAGUUCUCGUCUGAACUCGAGACAACGACGCGUUGAUCUGUAAAUCGUCCUCAAGCAAGGUGCAGUGCGGGUCGUGGUCAAGUGUUUCGUGUGUGGUGCGGGUGUGGAUGCUAGGCAGAAAAGGAAGCCUCAGCUAGCCCCAUAGUGAAAUUCUGGCGUAACCCUGAUUCUGCUACCAAAUUCAUCAAAAAUCAUAUUUUCUACCUAUUCUUAAACAUACCUAUUGUUUUUUUUUAUAAUGUAUAACUUACAAGCUAAAAUAUUUUAAGAUAUUUAAUAACUAAAUCUAAUCUUAAAUUGCCUACUUAAUUGAUUUAAUAUAAAGUGUUCAAUCUUGUCCAUAUAAAAAAAAAAAGAAAUAUUACUUAUAAUAGUGCAUGCAGGUAUAUAUGUACGUAUAGCGUGUGUUUGGUGCGUCAUAUGAAUUUGACAAGCUGCGGCAUAUUUUUUCAUCUUUAUACUUGCUACGUCAUCAAAACGAACAACGGCAGAGAUUGUGCACAAUAUCUGGAUUCCGUAAGUGGUGAGUUUUUUUUUUAUAUACUUAAAAUUUGUAUACAACUAUCUCUAUGGGAAUGAGACAAAAGCUAUCUCUUGUCAAGUUCGCCUGUCACAACAAAUCAAGUGCAUAUUAUUUAUAUACCAGGCAACGUCACAAUUCUUAUUUACAAAAUUAAACAAUUACCUAUAUAAAAAAACAAAAUUAAUACUACUUACAUUACAACAAGAUUGAAUUACUAUAUUUUUCCUAAAUGAAAACUUAAAUUUAACAUGCAUUUACUAUUUACAAUUAUCUAAGUUAAAAUUAACUAUAAAUUAUCACUAAAGCCUAAAACAUGCAUCCAUGCAAAUAUUAUAAAUAAAAUCCAGAAUUAAUUAUUUGAAAUGAACUAGACUUUAUUCUUUGGGUUAUGUGUGGGUUGGUCAGUGGACUUUCGAAUCCCGAUGGAGUGAUGUGAGUCAUUUUGUCAGGCCAUUACAGGGAUAGCGAUCUUGUCAUGAAAAAGUUAGGGUAUAAGCUAUCAUGGAAGACAUACAAUGUCAGUGGGAGGGAUAUUUUAGACAAGGUACCCGGGCCAAACAACACCUGUCGCCGCCCAGAGAACAGAGCAGAGCCGAGUGAAAGUGUCCGUCCGUUGUUGUUUUUUUUUUAGUUGAAAUCUUGGCAUGAAUACUAAUCUUUUGUGUGCGUUUGAAAACUCCCGGACCAAGGACCUCGCCCACCGACGUUCCUAGCUGUGCCUUCUGCAAGCAUGCCAAGUGUGGUUCCGUUGAGUUUAGUCCAGCCUAUAUAACAUGAUGAAUAGUCGCAACAAAAGAAAUGGCGCCCAACCUCAGAGCUUAUGUUUUUAAGCCCUAUCACAGUAAGAUAAAGGGUCUUUUACUUUUCAGUAAGUCCCGGUGUUUUCCCCAGUAGGUGACCCGCGUUGCUACUUAAAAUAAUAACCUUAAGUUUUGCUGUUUCAGUUCAUAUUAGCCCGAUUAUUUUCUUCUCUUAUUGUAUGGAAGAUUCGUUGCAUAUGAACUUAUUUAGUACUUUUCUCAUAGUGUUGUCUAAUUCGCAGCUUCAUUGCUGGAACUAUUUUGCCACUAUAACUUCACUCGCUUUCAGUUUUGUUCUUCAAUCCAACUCGUCCGUCCGUUUAUAAUAAAAAUAACGAAAAUCUCACGAAAGACCAACCACAUUAAACCCCAAUCCAAUCCAAAAAAAAAAAAAAAUAAUUUCUAUAAAUUCACCAAAACAAUUAAAACACUUUAUAUUUUUAAAUUAGUUAACAUGAAUGGUAGUAGCGGACACAAUACUCGCUCGAGAGGCAAAUUCAACAAUUCAAGGGGUCAAUACUCUUCCACUACGAACAGAAACUCGUCAAAUACGCACAAUGACAAUCCCCAGUCAAACUUAAAUCAAAGAGCACAUGUUGUGCAACAUACUCCUCCACCAAAAAAUGUACCCAAUCCAAUAGGAGAUCUAGGACAAAACGUACAAAACCAAAUCGAAGACCCAGAACAAAAUCUAUUCAAUCGAAACGUAAACCUGGAACAAAUAGUUAAUCCUGAACAAAGUCCUCAGAUCAUAGAUCAGAGUAUUCAAGAUCCCAAUCAGGUUCGCCUUGGUUCAGAUCAGGUUCAAAUAAACGUUGCCAACAACGAGAUGUCAGAUCCAGCUUGUUGCAGCAAUCAAGCUGCUGCACAAAAUGCAAUUGAGAAUGCCAAUCAGAAAAGCACUACUUCGAGAUCUGAUAAUUAUGAUCUCCAAACCUUAGCAUCAGCCUUCGAACGCAUCAUGGAGGCCAAUAACAAGAUUGUUAUUAGCGAAAUGAAGUCAAUUAGGGAUUCCCUAACUCAUAAACUAGAGCAAAUAAAUAUUCCACCGAUUCAACAAGCUCAAACUCAAAAUCUUGACGUUCCAAACUCUAACCCCAGAGUAGACUUUGAACAAUUCCUACAAAACGCGUCAUUUUCCACUCAAAACCGAGCACCCGUAAGCCAUCAGACUUCCACUUCACAACCUUCAAUCAUCAACACAAAUUGCAAGGUCGAAAAGUGGAAGAUUUCCUUCGAUGGAACCGAAAAUGUGUAUGACUUUUGGUUUAAAGUCGAAACCCUAAAAGAAAGAUCCCAAUCUAGCUGGGAUCAUGUUCUAGCGAACUUCCAUGUUCUUUUGAAGGGUAAAGCUGAGUCCUGGUAUUGGUUCUUCCUGAAAAAGAAUCCAACCGUAUCACAUGACAGUCUUAAAUACGCAAUCAUAAAAGAGUUCAGUAAAACCGAGAACGAGUAUGAAAAGAUGUUACGAAUGGUCUCUCGACGUCAAGGUUUUAAAGAGACAUUUGAUGACUUUUAUACAGAGAUUUUAAGACUUAAUGCCAGAUUAAAAGAACCUUUGUCGGAUACCAAGUUGAUCGAUUUGAUCAAAAAGAAUUCGAAAGAUAAUUUAGGUACCUUGCUCUUUCCAUAUCAACUUACGUGUUUAGAACAAAUGAGGGAUGUAGCUAGGCAAGGUGAAGCCUUCUUGCUACACCAAUCGUCUCAGAAGUCUUUGAAUUAUAAGCGAAAUGUCAGCGAAAUAGAACAAGAGAGUGACUCAUCCGAAGACAAGAAAUGCGAGAGCCAAGAUUUAGAGGCUUUCUCUAAAUUCAACAAACCCAAUUUCAAGGCUCUUGAUACAUCCAACUUCACAUGUUGGAACUGUCAAAAGUUAGGCCACUCAUUUUAUGACUGUCCAAGCGAAAAACGAAAUCUCUUUUGUUAUCGCUGUGGCGAGAAAAACGUCACAACCAUAACUUGUUCAAAACAUGGUUUAAACGGGAAAGCGAGCGAGUUGACAGCCGGGGGCACUCGUUCCAUAAGCACGACCCCGAGCCAAUAA